Molecule: messenger RNA, 1601 nt
Organism: Rosa rugosa (rugosa rose)
Lineage: Eukaryota; Viridiplantae; Streptophyta; Magnoliopsida; Rosales; Rosaceae
Product: E3 ubiquitin-protein ligase ATL6-like
Exons: 1
Coding region: 60-800 (246 amino acids)
Source: RefSeq, a predicted model, not a curated record
UUGAACUCACUUCGAUCACUUCAUUCUGAACUGUGAUACUCUGCAACCAGUGAUCGACAAUGAGAAUAAACCAUGGCGCCUUGAUUCUUGUUCUGCUGCUUUCAGUGCUACCUUUCCGCACCAUCAAUAAUGCUCAGCCUACCAGGCGAUCAGGAUCAUCUUCGUCAUCACCACCACCACCACCAGAGAACAACAAGAGCCAUGCGAUUAGCAAUGAUGCCGACAAGCGAUACAAAAUCGUAUCUCUGAUAUUGAGUUCGCUGGUUCUGAUUUCUUUCUGUGUGGUUGGGAUUAUUCUCCCUUGCUUUUACGAAAGUAUAUGCUUUUGUGUCAACAAGCUCUGUCCUCGUCGUAACGGUCUAGAUCAGGCCGUCAUCGAGACCUUCCCUGUCUUUAACUACUCCGCCGUCCAAGGCCUCAGGGAAGAAUCAGCACCAGAACUAGUGUGCGCUGUGUGCCUCAAUGAGUUUUCGGACGACGAAACCCUGCGUGUGUUGCCAUGCAACCAUGUUUUCCAUCCCUGGUGCAUUGAUGUCUGGUUGGCCCAUAGUAAAACCUGUCCGGUGUGCCGGGCCAGGCACUCGCGUCAUGAUAGUGAGUCAAAGCCAGACGUACGAGUUCGUGCGCCAAUUACAGAUGGUUCGAACCAGCAGGCGGAGCUUAGUGAAGGCCAAGGCGACGCCGGCGCGGAUGUGGUGGUUAAUGUUGUGAAUGAAGAAGAGAGUUGCGAAAAUUGUAGGGACAAUUACACGUCGAGAUUGCCGGAAGAAGUGAGGAGGCAGCUAAUUCCAAAUUCGUAAGUGUUCAUCUCAUAAUGAUCGAUGGACCAUAUAUGGUAGCUUAACUAGGGAAUUAUUAGUAGAAGGUGGGAAAUUUGCUGAGUUUCUGAUGAAAUUAGUACAGCCAAUAUGAAUAGUCCUGUUUUAUUAAUUACUAUUCUCGAUCUGUACGUAGUUACCUUUUUAUUAAAUUGAGAUUUCAUGUUGAGACCUCUUGGUUUACAAUUUUUCUCUGUUGUCAACAGUGUUAAGGUUUUUUUUUCUGUACUGUCCCAGUCCGAUGUGAACAGAACAGAAAACUAGAGCAUAAAUGUGGUUGAGAUGUUGAAGUAGAGCCCCCAGUGGUCCCCAAUCCCGUCUAUAUGAACAGAAUCAGAGCUUGCUAGCUAAGCUUUUCUUGUGGAAUUAAAACUCGCUGUGGCUUCUGACUAAACCAUGUGAGCUAUUACUCAACGUUUCUAUUUAAGAGUAUAAUUCCCAUGCCCUAUAUGAUCCUAUAUGAUCAUAUUCAAGUCAGCAGUAUGGUUGAAGUUGCCAUAUAUUCUUGUGUAAUCUAUAAUUACCAUUCGGAAGAUGAUGAGUCCAUAAUUGGAAUCUUAGAGUUUUCUUCUGUUCUUUAGUUUUGCACUACCGAGGAUUCGGUUCAAGGGUCUACAUGCCAACUGUAAUUUUGGAGCUUCACCAUGGAUUUCCACCGUUGGAAUUUUUGUUUCUGUACGUUGGAGUUCUUGCGGUUGGAGAGUUUUGAUCUUCAUUAUUAGUUUUUUUUUUUAAUUGCUAUUUUUGCUGUGCCUCAUACUUUUUUAUUGGACUUUUCAGCAU